AUGUUGGAGCAAGUCAAAGCAGGUAAUCUUAUUCAGAAUUUGAAAAUAGAUGUUUUACAAGCAAUCUUUGCAAAUCUUUCAGAUGAUCUUCAUGAAGCUGAUGAUUCAAAGCUUGAAGGUCUUAUUAGAGAUUGUUUACAAAGUCCUCCAGAGGAUCAAAUCAUUAAGAAGCUGGCUUAUAUGUUCAGAAAUGAUGAAAGUGUUGAAGUUAUGGAUAAAGGAAAUACUAAGGUAAUAGAUGAAGAGAAAGACGAUAGUGUAGAACCCACAAUUGUUAGUAAUAGCUUGGCGUUGAAUAGCUUAGAAAAUGUUCAGAUGUUUUUACUUCAGCAGGAAGACUCAGGUGAUCAAUUAAAAUCAAUUAAUUUUCUUGAGAAAUUUAUUAGGAGAAUGAUGUCAAGUUCUGCUCAGCAAACUCGCAUAGAUGAAUAUUUUAAGACAUAA
This is a messenger RNA of Cetraspora pellucida, 444 nucleotides long. The record is from the annotation of a GenBank genome assembly. NCBI's taxonomy places the organism in Eukaryota, Fungi, Glomeromycota, Glomeromycetes, Diversisporales, Gigasporaceae.